Messenger RNA from Rhizophagus irregularis DAOM 181602=DAOM 197198, 450 nucleotides. NCBI's taxonomy places the organism in Eukaryota, Fungi, Glomeromycota, Glomeromycetes, Glomerales, Glomeraceae. The record is from RefSeq and is a predicted model, not a curated record.
AUGGAUCUCCUUAAAGGAAUUGAUAAUAAUGAAGAAUCAGAAAUGAAAAGAAUCCUCAAACGGAGGAAUAGUUCUCGACUAAAGUGUCGAUGUAUAACUGGUAUUUUUCAAACUAUCUCAGAACUGGAACCUGUGAUAUACAAGUGUUUAGAGCACCUACAAAAUAGUUUCAAGGAUGAACUUCAGGAACUGGAUGAUACUUUAGCUUUCAAGAUUAUUCAAGAUCGUGGAUGUAGAAAGUUGAUUAGGUAUUCUAAUAUAUGGGCAAGUUUAAAUAAAACAUUCAAUACAGAAUUCAACUUCAAAGAAUUUAAAGGUGUUUGUACAAGAUAUUUUUCGUCCACCUUAAAUUGGUCUAGAAAUAAGCCACCAAAAAAGACAGAUUCUACUCAGAACUCAGAAGCAGAACUAAAACAAGAAUCUGAAUGUUUUGCAAAAGAACUUAGAUAA